AGAGAAAGCAUAACACUAUCCCUGUUGGACAAUGGACACCUGUGCAAACUGGAUCCAGAAACAUUGUUGUUGCGCACCGGUUUGAGCUUGAACAUUCCCUUGGUGUGACCUGAAAUCUCAGUCAACAGCAUCGUCGUUUCCCAGAGACAUCGCCCUGAAAAGUUUAGCCAUGUAUGCUGUCAUAACCUUUCAAGAUACAGAUGAAGUGAUGGUGGCAGCAUCAAAUUGGUUGAACACAGACAAGACACAAUGUCAUUGGCCUCCCUUCAGAUCAGAAGAAAGAUCAGUGCAAGCUGUUAAAGACAGAACUGAGCCUUCAACAGCAGGAAAACCAUGGGAGAUGUUAAAUAUAAUCAUUCAUGCUGAAUAUGACACGUAUGCGGCUGCUAAAAAGAAACAAGAGGAACAGAAAGCUCAGAAAGAUGCUAUGUAUGCAGUCGUUACCCUGCAAGAAUCAAAUGAGCUGACUGUGAUACCAACAAACUGGUUGAAUGAACAAAAGACACAAUGCCACUGGCCUUUACUUAAGUCACCUAAGAUGUGCACAGUAGCUGUAAAGAAAAGAAUUCAACCUGCAAGAGGAGAAAUAGUAUGGGAGAUGCUACAAAUAGAUUUUCAUGAAGAACAUGCAACUUAUGAUCAGGCUAUUGAAAGAGAAGCACUUAUAGAGGAGAGUAAACGACCCUCUACAUCUUUUGGAUCUCUUGAAAAUCAAAACCCUCCACUGCUGCCAUCACUGCCCAUCUUAUCAGUAAUGUCAACUGAUGGCGCUUCCACUCCCACAAGUGAUGGUAAAAGAAAACGAGAAGAGUCACCAGAUAUCAAAGUGCAGUCACGUCUGGCUACAGAUACGGACAUAAGAAAGAAAGCAGAGCAUAUCAUUGGGAGAGUUAAUGAAAAAGUUCAGGCCGUAAAGAGUAUAGAUCGCACAAUUAUUGCUUUAAAAACAUACAUUGUACAUGCUAUUUCAAAGAUUGAAAAGAUGGAUAAAGACAGAAGGAAGGCAACCAUUGCGGUUUUAGGAAGGACAGGAGAAGGAAGCUCUUUAUUAAACGCAGUACUGGGAGAAAAGUCUUUACUGCCAACUGGUGGUUAUGGUGCAUGUACAGCUGUUAUAACACAAGUGGAGGCAAAUCUGAAUGACUCCAACUACAUAGCAGAGAUUGAUCUCAUUUCUAAAGAGGAAUGGGAAAAUGAAAUAGCAUCAAAUGAAAAUGAGGAUGGGGGAAACGAAAUGACAGAAACUAUAAAAGUAAGGAUCAUUGCCGUGUUUGGAGCUGAUGCAGAAGAGAAAACAUUAGAGGAGCUGAAGAAAGAUGACAGAUAUGCUCAAAUUAAUAAUGUUCUGUCUACUAAGAAGAAAACAAUUUCAAACCCGAAUAUGUCUGAUUUUACUAAUGAUAUUAACCAGUACAUCAAAAAUUGUUUGGCAAAACCUGGUGGCAGGUACUGGCCACUUGUGAAUUGUGUGACAAUCAAGGUCCCAAACUGUCGUGAUCUCCUGGAACACAUUGUCCUUGUUGAUAUUCCUGGGACUGGAGACUGUGACAAGAUCCGAGAUGACCUCUGGAAAACUAAACUAAAAGACUGCUCAUCUGUGUGGAUUGUAAGCAAUAUUGGACGAGCAGUUUCAGAGAGAGACCCGUGGGAACUAUUAGAGCACUGCAUUCAAGAUUUGCAAGGAGGCGGAGAGUGCAAACACAUAAACUUCAUCUGUACCAAGACUGAUGACAUUAAUCCAGAGGAACAUCUAGAACAAAAAUGUGUUACCAAUGAAGAAGUAAAGAAAUCAACGAGACAAAAGUGCAUACUUGUUAGAAAUUCCAAUGCAAAAAAAGAACUGAGAAGAAAAUUACAGAAAUCUCAAAACCAGGAUUCAAAAAAGAGAUUCAUCACUGAUGUUUUUACUGUAAGUUCUAAGGAAUUCUUUGAAAAAACUCCAGUUCUGGAAGCUACAGAAACAGAGAUCCCAAAGCUGCAGAAUGUUCUGAGGAGCAUUAACAAAAACAUAAACCAAAAACUGACCAGUGCUUAUGUCGAUGAAGCAAAAGGAGUAUUGUAUGUUAUCCAACAGGAUACACAAACAAAAUCCAGAGCUCUUGAAGAUCUGAAGCAGGACUUAGAGGAGGCACUGGUUGUGGCACUGGACAAGUUGAAUUGUCGUUUUGUCUCACUUUAUGCGGUUUUGGAGGAAUGCCUCUCAAAGGGUGUAGAAGAAUCUGUGAGAUUAUGUGUUCAAACCACACAUGACAUGUUAUCAUCUCUUCGACCAAAACCUGACAAAGAACUCCAUAAUCGAGCUCAGAGCUAUAGAGCUAUGUGUAUGAAAAGAGGAUACCACUGGCCAAAAAACUCAGAAAAACCAAUGAAUUUAAACAAUUAUUUGACCAAACACAUGUAUGACAACAUUGAUGAGCAGUUUAAUUUGAUUUUUCUUGUUGAGGACAGUGACAAGAAAGACAAACAGAAGACAGAGAAAUCAAUGCAAGACAUGCUUGAUACAUUCAGCAUCCUCAAGGAUGUCUCCCACAUACCAGCAUGGCAACAACACAUCAUUAAAACAAAGGAAAAUACAUUGAAGGCAUCACUUAGCAGACACAUUAUUGAGACAAAGAAGGAAAUUUACUCAUCAAUCCAAAAAAACAUUCAGAGUAAAAUGACUCCUGGCUACACAGAAGCUGCAAAGGAAAAAGGAACAAACUCCAUUGAGAGAAUGAAGAAAAAAGUAACAGAAACAAUUGAGGAGUUAAAGCCUAUAAUGUUCAGUGAGGCAAAAGUGGAAGUGAUGGCAAUGUUAAAAAAUUGA
Messenger RNA from Triplophysa dalaica, 2806 nucleotides. RefSeq names its product nuclear GTPase SLIP-GC-like. Gene Ontology annotation, molecular function: GTPase activity. The record is from RefSeq and is a predicted model, not a curated record. NCBI's taxonomy places the organism in Eukaryota, Metazoa, Chordata, Actinopteri, Cypriniformes, Nemacheilidae.